This is a messenger RNA of Amorphotheca resinae ATCC 22711, 666 nucleotides long. RefSeq lists its product as hypothetical. The record is from RefSeq and is a predicted model, not a curated record. NCBI's taxonomy places the organism in Eukaryota, Fungi, Ascomycota, Leotiomycetes, Helotiales, Amorphothecaceae. The transcript has a single exon. The coding region runs from base 1 to 666 and encodes 221 amino acids.
AUGUCGACAGUGAUUAAUGCCGGCCGGCGGCACAAGGCGCCGCCACAGCUGCCAACAGAUGACGAAAUCGUCGUAGCUUCCGAGCGAUACCCCGACGUCGAUGAGGACAGGCGCGGUAUCAAGGGCUUCGCGUAUCCUAAAGAAGCGCCGAUCGUCUUUAUCAAAUGCGAUGACGAGGGUUUUGGAAUAAUGGAAGAGAUACGAAACCAGGCUUUUGUGUUUGAUAUUCUCGAGCAGAUGCCGCAGGAAGACCGCGCGGGUAUCCGGGUUCCCGAGAUCUACCGCGUUGUGAAGCGGGACUAUAAAGUACACAUCGUUAUGGAUUAUGUUCACGGGGAGACUGUUAAAGAGUUGUUGGAAAAGGGCACGCCAGACGAUCAACUAGAAGAAUGCUUCGACCAAAUAGCCAAGGCUAUAAAGCUAUUUCUUUCUAUCAAAGUUCAUGCUGGAACCCCCCCUGGACCGGUUGGAGGUGGACUUAUCAGGCACCCACUGUUUAGAGAUUGUGUUGCGUCUAUGGAGUACGCAUCAGUUGAUGAGCUACAGAAGCAUGUGUUCAAUGUACGCACGUACGCAGUUCUGGACUAUAUAGGAUCUCUUCCUGGUCUCUUGUUCAGGGAUCAUCACUUUCCUUCAGACACCUUAUCAGGCAACAAGAGUAGUUAA